Salmo salar (Atlantic salmon) is the source of this 5083-nucleotide messenger RNA. Its product is annotated as membrane-bound glycerophospholipid O-acyltransferase 2. Gene Ontology annotation, cellular component: membrane. NCBI's taxonomy places the organism in Eukaryota, Metazoa, Chordata, Actinopteri, Salmoniformes, Salmonidae. The record is from RefSeq and is a predicted model, not a curated record. Gene Ontology annotation, molecular function: acyltransferase activity. Gene Ontology annotation, biological process: lipid modification.
GUUAGGGGACGAGAAGAGAAGACCGCAGCGCAGCAUCUUAUUUUGCGUUCAGUAAACUGUGCGCGAGGUAUGGAGCCGAGCAACUGCGCAACGAGCGCCUGAGUUUAAUAUAAUAUUUGUUGUCCGCUAUUUAUAAAGAAAAAAUAUAUAUAUUAGACUACAGGAGAAAUGAAAAUAACGUGUAAAAAGCCUAUUUCAACUGGAAACGGAGAAUAAAAGAACAACUUAACCCUUUUCUUAUUUUAAUUCAGUGGUACUUGGGCCUAUUUUGUCUAGCCUUUAAAUUGGAAUAUGGUGCUGAUAUUUUCGCAAACCAUUGCCUAGAGCAGGAAUGAGUCGAAUCCUUCCCCGCCCAAAUUAUGGUUGAUUUGGGAAGUAUUUGCGCCUAAACCGUGCUGUAGCGCAACCGACAGCCAGUAGUGGCCAGCAGCAAACAGCAGCAGCUACAGCGGUGGAUGUAGUAUCAGAGUCGGGGCGAAUCUGGGAUUCACUGUCAGAGGGGAAGAAGAGCAGAGGACUCUCUCAACGUUCUGUGAAUCAUGGCUACUGAAACCGUGUCCCCGGCAUGCACUGGAUCCAGUUUGCUGCAACCCAUAAGCGAAAUCAUCAAUCUUCCUCUCGACCAGGUCAACUUUGUGGUGUGCCAGUUGUUUGCCCUGUUGACAGCCUUCUGGUUCCGUCUGUAUCUCCACCCCAGUAAGACCAGUCCCUUCGUCAGACAUGUGGUGGCCACGCUACUGGGAUUCUACUUUGCUCUCUUCUGCUUCGGCUGGUAUGCUCUCCACUUCCUGGUUCAGAGUGGGCUCACCUAUGGCAUCAUGAUCCUCACUGGAGUAGAACACAUGCACAAGUACUGUCUAGUGGUGGCCCUGGGCUAUCUCAGCUUCUGUCAGAUCACACGUGUGUACGUCUUCGACUAUGGCAUGUACUCUGCUGACUUCACAGGGCCUAUGAUGGUGAUAACACAGAAGAUCACCAGUUUGGCAUUUGAAAUCCAUGAUGGAAUGUGCCGGAAAGAGGAGCAGCUGACCCCAAAUCAGAAGCUCCUUGCUAUAAGGAGGAUGCCCAGUCUGCUGGAGUACUUCAGCUAUAACUGUAACUUCAUGGGAAUACUGGCCGGCCCCACCUCCUCCUACAACGAUUACAUCGCCUUCAUUGAGGGCACGCCCUGCCGUCACAAUAAAGACCACCAGACCAAUGGGAAGACCAACGGCAGACACAAACAGACUGACCCCUCCCCAAACAUUGAAGUCGUCCGUAAACUGGCCACCUGUUUCUUCUCCCUCAUGGUUUUCCUCUCGGUCUGUAAAGUGUUCCCUGUGGAACGGAACAUCGACGACGACUUCAUCGCAAACACGCCCUUCUACGCCCAGGUGGUCUACCUCUACCUGUCCAUGCUGACCACCCGGCCCAAGUACUACUUCGUCUGGACGCUGGCUGAUGCCAUCAACAAUGCAGCAGGAUUUGGAUUCAAUGGAUACAACGGUGACGGCUCACCACGUUGGGAUCUCAUCUCCAAUCUGAGGAUAAUGGAUAUUGAGUUUGCCACCAGCUUCAAGAUGUUCCUUGACAAUUGGAAUAUACAGACGGCACAUUGGCUCAAAAGGGUGUGUUACGAGCGCUGUCCCUACAACCCCACAGCGGCUACCUUCAUUCUGUCAGCCAUGUGGCACGGGGCCUACCCUGGAUACUACCUCACCUUCCUGACUGGCAUCGUGGUCACACUGGCUGCACGUGCUAUGAGACACAACGUGAGGCCGUACUUCCUGGGCUCGCCUUCACACAAGCUACUGUAUGAUGGGAUCACGUGGGCUGGCACCCAGAUUGCCAUUUGUUACACUGUGGUGCCUUUUGUGCUGCUGUCUGUCGGGCCCUCUAUGAAGUUCUACAGGUCCUGGUACUUCAGCGUCCACAUCGGCUGUGUCCUCCUGGCCGUAGCACUGCCAGUCAAGCCCCGACACCUGCGCCUGAAGGAGGCUCCCGUCCUCUCCCACCAGGACUCCACCGAUGGCCACUGCAACCAGAAGACCAAAGCCACAUGAAGCAGAUUCAGAGACCAGCAACGGUGCACACACACAGAGACUAGCACCAAGGACUGCAGGGACUGUCCAACACAUUAUUAGAGAGAGAGACUGUCCAAGCUGUGUUUUGGAGUGGGAUGACGAUUCUCAUUUGUUCACGUGAGAAGGGAUGGAUGGACUGAAAGCUUUGGGAUUUACCUAUUUAAUGCACUACUUUUGACCAGAGCCCUAUGGGCCCUGGUCAAAAGUAGUGCACUAGAAAGGGAAUAGGGUGCCAAUAAAAUUUGAUUUGAUUUGGAACGCAGGCCCUACUGUAUUAUGAGGACUAGUGGUUGUGGCUCAGCGGGAUGGAGGGGUCCCGAAUCGAUGAUGAAAUGCCAGUAUUGUACUGUUACUGUAUUAUGGGAGUAUGCGAACUUGCCUUAUAACCUUUGUCUCUUUCUCCACCCAGUUUUUUUUUUAGCUUUUGUGUAUCCUCCUCAGAUUGGAUAUUAUUGUGUGUGCGGUGUUUCUCACUCAAGGUGAACAGGUUUUAGGAUCAGGUGGGAGAGAGUGGAGUGGUUUCAGUUAAUGGUGUUAUAGUCCAGGUAAAAAGCAAAGAUACAGGAAAUUAGGACACAAUAAUUAAAAGAGAAAGAAAACAAGAUAGUGUCCUUGAGGUCUUUUCACAAAAUAUGUAAGGUGUCCAACAACUCUGCCCAGAAGUGGGUGAAAAAAAACGCGCUUUGGUGAUGAAAUGUCACUUCCUUAUGUUAUUAAAUACAUUUUACCAAGACAAAUAUGAUUAUUCAUGUUCUGAAUCGUGGGGACUUUCGCUUUCAUAUCAUUAACAUUAUAGCCCAAAAGUCAGAUUUUGUUACCUAAUACGAUAAUAAGCACCGAACUCUGUUGACAUAGCGGUGCAGAUUUCUCAUCACUUCUGAGGAUUUUACUUUUUGUGGUCCUCGUCUUCAGAGUUGUUUCCGCUGGUCACAAAAAGCAAAAUUAGCAUGACACAAGCUGAAUUAAAUGUAAAAUGCUUUGAACAGAAAAAGCUUGGUAUAAGCUCAGUGCUCCGUUGACAUUUCAGAGAUAUGCUUGCUUUUGAAAGAAAUCUUUGAUAAAGGACAGGAUUUUUGCAUUAAUAUGAAAAGUGUAUACUAAAAUAUGAAAAUACUACAUGUCAUGUCUCAACAUCUGUUUCUAUCUUACCUCUAUAUUGUUUCAUGUCCUCCAGAUUCAAGAAGAAAGCCUGUCAGUUUGCCUUAAUUCUCGCACAACAUCCAGCCUAGGCUGACGGAAUGCAUUUUUCCCAAAUUUUUUUUGACCACUUUUUUCCCCCUCUGGCCUCCAUUGAUUUGGUCACCCUAAUUUUGGCCAUCCUACAAUAACUUUUGAAAGGAUUAUGAUAGAGGGAUGAGGUUUGGAGCAUUGGUUUUCUUAGAGGAGUAUUUACACAAUUAAUAUUAUACUGAAGAAAAAUAUAAAUGCAAUAUGCAUCAAUUUCAAAGAUUUUACUGAGUUACUGUUCAUAUAAGGAAAUCAGUCUAUUGAAAUAAAUGAAUUAGGCCCUAAUCUAUGGAUUUCACAUGACUGGGCAGCCACCCACUGGGGAGCCAAGCCCAGCCAAUCAGAAUGAGUUUUUCCCCACAUAAGCGCUUUAUUACAGACAGAAAUACUCCUGACCCGUGGUUACACGGGGUCUGCGGUUGUAAGGCCGGUUGGACAUACUGCCAAAUUCUUUGAAACAUUUUUGGAGGCGGCUUACGGGAGACAAAUGAACAUUUAAUGUAAUUCUCCGGCAACAGCUCUGGUGGACAUUCCUGCAGUCAGCAUGCCAAUUGCACACUCCCUCAAAACUUGAGACAUCCGUAGCAUUGUGUUGUGUGACAAAACUGCACAUUUUAGAGUGGCCUUUUAUUGUCCCCAGCACAAGGUGCACCUGUGUAAAGAUCAUGCUUUUUAAUCAGCUUCUUGAAAUGCCACACCUGUCAGGUAAAUGGAUUAUCUUGGCAAAGGAGAACAGGGAUGCAAAGAAAUGUGUGCCCAAAAUUUUUUGAGAAAUAAGCUUUUUGUGUGUAUGGAACUUUUAUUUCAGCUCAUGAAACAUGGGACCAACACUUUACAUGAAGCAGUUAUAUUUUUGUUCCGUGUAUUUUACCCAUUGGUCAAAAUAUGCAUUUUUGAUUGGACACCCUACAGUAUGAUGAUUAAUGGUCUCAACAGGGAAAAUUUCCUGAAUUACACCCGUUUCCCUACAUACAGUAAGUAGUACACUUCUUUUGACCAGAGCCCUAUGGUUCCCGGUCAAAGUAGUGCACUAUAUAGGGAAUAGGGUGCCAUUUGGGCAACACCCCAAGGACUUACUCCAGACUGUUUGCUUUUACUGGGUGAUGUUAUUGGCUCACUUCAAUGUCACUUCUGUUUUCUUCUGUUGAAUGUCAUUGUGUGUUGUUAUUAUAUAACGGUUUGACACAAUCAAAAUCUGAAAAUAAUGGUUGGUUAGAGAAAGAAACCACUGAGGGAUUAUUAUGGAACGUAUCAAUGAUUUAAAUCAGUCACCUAAACUCAUUUAGCAGGUAAUUCCAUGCUGUGAGAGUACUAACCCCUUAUUCAUGAAUUGUGUGUGAGCAGUGUGAGGGGGGAGAUGGUCUAGUAUUUCCAUGUGUAGAGGUACAUUUUGUCAUUUCAUGUACUUGUUAUUUAUGUGAUUCUAAUGGACUCGUGGUAUGUUCGACAAAGGUGAAAAGCUGGUGGAAAGGUAGGAAAAUUAACAUAGGAUCAUGUUGAGCUGGAGGUGAAAGGGACAAAAUGACAGUAUUCAUGGAAACUGCUUCUUCAGACAGUUCUGAUUCUAUUUUCAUUACGAGGGGAAGUGAAAACUAAACCAACUUUCUUCUUGAGUCCAUUGUAAGUUUAGGUAAAUAUGGUCAUUGUGAGAAACCUUUGCUUGAGGCUCUGGAGCAAAGAGAAUGGAAUGCUCAUCAUAGUCCCGAGCAGCCAACCCUGCUAAUUGUUAAUGUGGAUGAUGUGGAUGGUUUGUUUUUGUAUAUUAUGUGAUUAAAAGAUGGAUCUUUUUGGAA